Molecule: messenger RNA, 920 nt
Organism: Coniophora puteana RWD-64-598 SS2
Lineage: Eukaryota; Fungi; Basidiomycota; Agaricomycetes; Boletales; Coniophoraceae
Product: RTA1-domain-containing protein
Exons: 10
Coding region: 1-873 (290 amino acids)
Cellular component (GO): fungal-type vacuole; plasma membrane
Source: RefSeq, a predicted model, not a curated record
AUGACUUCCUACGAGAUUUCGACGAUGCUCACCGCGAGGGACAACGUCACCGCCACAGCAGCAGCCGUCCACAGUCCUUACGGCUACGUCCCUUGGGAGAGCGCCGGCGUGAUCUUUGCUCUGCUUUUCGGUAUCACUACGCUUGUCCACCUCGUGCAAUCCUUCCGAUAUGGCAUGAAGUUCCUCCUACCGACAGCCGUUUUAUGUGGUGUCUUCGAGAUCAUUGGCUGGGGUGCUCGUCUCUACUCCCACUUCCAACCGCACCAGCAAAACCCGUACAUUAUUCAAAUCGUGACCACCAUUGUCGCUCCAAUCCCCCUGACGGCAGCCAACUUCAUUAUUUUAGAAAGGAUCAUCAGGAAGCUCGGACCCCGGUACAGCAGGCUGAGUCCCCGCAACUACCUGCGUCUUUUCCUGGCCACGGACGUCGUCGCCUUCCUCAUCCAAGCCGGUGGCGGAACGAUUGCUGCGAACGCGACGACGCUCUCUGGUGCUAACCAGGGAGGCAACAUCAUGCUGGGUGGCAUUAUCAUACAGCUCGUGUUUAUGAUACUCUUCAUUGGCCUGACCGCAGAAGUGUUCUACCGGUACAACGUUGACGCGUCCAUUCGUCAGCCCACUGACGAGGAAAAGCUGGAGGAAGUUCCCUUCUUGCUCUCUGACCACCCCCGCACUCUGGUCAUGAUCGAAGCCGGCGCAUUCAGCACGUUCUGUCUCCUCGUACGUGCCGUGUACCGUACCAUCGAGCUCGCCGAUGGCUGGGACGGCACCGUGAUCUUGACGCAGUCUUACUUCAUUAUCUUUGAUGCUCUGAUGGUCACCCUUGCCAUGUUCGCCAUCAACUUCUUCCACCCCGGCUAUCUCCUCCACUGAAGAACGGUUCGUAAAAGACGGUCUAUCAUCUUUACUUUCAUUAGUAG